This is a messenger RNA of Sorex araneus (European shrew), 2173 nucleotides long. It is a transcript of the gene SHB, whose product is annotated as SH2 domain containing adaptor protein B. The record is from RefSeq and is a predicted model, not a curated record. The coding region runs from base 9 to 1553 and encodes 514 amino acids. Gene Ontology annotation, molecular function: phosphotyrosine residue binding. The transcript is spliced from 6 exons. Lineage: Eukaryota; Metazoa; Chordata; Mammalia; Eulipotyphla; Soricidae.
CUCUCGCCAUGGCCAAGUGGCUGAACAAGUACUUCAGCUUGGGCAACAGCAAGACCAAGAGCCCCCCGCAGCCCCCGCGCCCCGACUACCGCGAGCAGCGGCGCCGGGGCGAGCGGCCCUCGCAGCCCUCCCAGGCCGUGCCCGCGGCGCCCGCCGCCGCCGCCGCCGCCUCCUCCUCGGCGUCCUGCGGCCCCGCCGGGGCCUCCUGCUUCUCGGCGUCCUCGGGCUCGCUGCCCGACGACAGCGGCAGCACGAGCGACCUCAUCCGCGCCUACCGCGCGCAGAAGGAGCGCGACUUCGAGGACCCCUACAACGGGCCCGGCUCGUCGCUGCGCAAGCUGCGCGCCAUGUGCCGCCUGGACUACUGCGGCGGCGGCGGCGCCGAGCCCGGCGGGGGCCAGCGCGCCUUCUCGGCCUCGUCGGCGUCGGGCGCCGCGGGCUGCUGCUGCGCCGCGUCGGGCGCGGGCGCCGCCGCCUCGUCCUCGGCCUCGGGCUCCCCGCACCUCUACCGCAGCAGCAGCGAGCGCCGGCCCGCCACGCCGGCCGAGGUGCGCUACAUCUCGCCCAAGCACCGGCUCAUCAAGGUGGAGAGCGCGGCGGGCGGCGCGGGGGACCCGCCGGGGGCCGCCUGCGCGGGCGGCGGCCGCACCUGGAGCCCCACGACCUGCGGGGCCAAGAAGCUGCUCAACAAGUGCGCGCCCGCCGCCGCCGAGGACAGCGGCGCCGGCAAGAAGAGCGACAAGGUGACCAUCGCAGAUGACUACUCGGACCCCUUCGAUGCCAAGAAUGACCUCAAAAGCAAAGCGGGCAAGGGGGAGAGUGCGGGCUACAUGGAGCCGUACGAGGCGCAGAGGAUCAUGACAGAGUUCCAGCGGCAGGAGAGCGUGCGGUCCCAGCACAGGGGCAUCCAGCUCUACGACACGCCCUAUGAGCCAGGGCCCCCCAGCGUCGACUCGGACUCCGAGAGCGCCGUCAGCCCCCGGCUGCGGGAGAGCAAGCUGCCCCAGGACGACGACAGGCCCGCCGACGAGUACGACCAGCCCUGGGAGUGGAACCGUGUCACCAUCCCUGCCCUGGCCGCCCAGUUUAACGGCAACGAGAAACGUCAGUCCCCCUCGCCUUCCCGGGAUCGGCGGCGCCAGCUUCGAGCUCCUGGAGGGGGCUUCAAGCCCAUCAAGCACGGGAGCCCCGAGUUCUGCGGGAUCCUGGGAGAGAGAGUGGACCCUGCUGUCCCGCUGGAGAAGCAAAUAUGGUAUCACGGCUCCAUCAGCCGAGGGGAUGCCGAGAACCUGCUGCGGCUGUGCAAGGAGUGCAGCUACCUGGUGCGGGACAGUCAGACCAGCAGGCACGACUACUCCCUCUCCCUGAAGAGCAACCAGGGCUUCAUGCACAUGAAACUGGCCAAAACCAAAGAGAAAUACGUUCUGGGUCAGAACAGCCCCCCGUUCGACAGCGUGCCGGAAGUCAUCCACUACUACACCACCAGGAAGCUCCCCAUCAAAGGAGCCGAGCACUUGUCCCUCCUCUACCCGGUGGCCGUGCGGACCCUGUGAGCCCACCGGCCCCGUCCACUUCGUGUCGUGCGCACGGUAGCAGCACGCCACCGCAUGUCUCUAGAAUGCUGUCGCCACUUCCGGGAGGGGGGCCAAGGGGCGGACGUGGGGCAAAGGAGCUGGAGUCGGUCUGGAUCGGACACCGGAGACCCCAGGGACCAGCUACUCACCACCCACCCGCUCCCACCCCUUCCUUGAGUUCCUGUGAAUUAAAAUAUUUGCAAAUCCAAAGAGAUGCCUUGCCACCUGAACAAAGGCUGCAGCUCCUGGGGCCGGGCGCCGGCCGGCGGGGCAGGGCUGGGCCCAGCAGAUGCCCUGGUGGAGUCUCCUUGCUCUCCGGCCUUGGGGAAUCCACACCUAUGUGUGUUUUUCCCACCAGCCCCACCCCCACCCCGCCCCCCUGGAGCUGGGAGCUUGAAGGGGUGCCUGAGGAGCCCCUGUGAGGUGCGAGAGACAUGCCCUCCCCACCCCAUUGCCACGAGCCAGCCCACGGAUCCACUUUGACUCACUCAAGCGUAAUCAUUAGACCAUCAAGGAAUCAUUGUGCCGUCCAAACAAGGAUUCAAUUAUUUAUGAAUAGGGUGUGUAAAUAAAAUAGUCAUUUAAUAUAUAUAUCUAUA